UGGGUGGGUACAGAUCCUGAGUGUGGAAAUACAGCCGGGAGAGUGCCCAUUGGCAUGUCCGUGCUGUCACCAUCACCCUAUCUCUGCUCGGUUUCUCCUGCUGAGUGAUGAAAUUCUGUCCUUCUAGGCUCAGCCUCGGCUUUGGGCUGUCCCGGUGGAGGCGGCGUUCGGUUCUUGGUCGCGGCGGUCUCGGCGGGUUCGGAACCGCGGCCGGGCCGAGCGGCAGCGCGGGCUGCGGGCGGCGGCGGCUGCAGUCCCAGCGCGCACCGCUGGGUGGUGCCCUCGGCCAAGGCGGCGCCGAGCGGCUGCGGCAGCGGAGGCGGCCGAGCCCGGCCCGGCCCAGCCCAGCCCAGCCCAGCCCUGCUCGGUUCGCCUUAGACCAGCGCAGCUCAGCUCAUUUCGGCUUAGACCAGCCAGCCCAGCCCUGCCGAGCGCAGCCCGGCUUAGAUCAGCCCGGCACAGCCGGGCGGAGGUGGCUGUGACUGCGGCAGCGCGCGCUGUCCCGUGUCACCCGCUGCCGGGACACCCCGGCUGCGUUUCGGGCCGCCGGCCGGAAUAUCACAGAGCGAGGGAAGGCGCCCGGCCCGCACUUCGCCGCUUUCCGCGGGGAAUCCGCCGGCACAGCCGCCAGACCGACCCCGGCCCCGCCGCCGCCGCCGCCGCCGCCGCCGCCGCCGCGCCAUGGCGCUCGCAAGGCAAGUGCUUUGUCUCUCUGCUUUCCUCUCGCUGCCGCUCGCUCGCGCCGAGCCCAUCCGCUACUCCGUAGCCGAGGAGGCGGAAAGCGGCUCCCUGGUGGGCAAGCUGGCGGAGGACGCGGGGCUGACGCCGGCGCAGCUCUCGGCUCGCCGCGCCCGCCUGGUCUCGGAGGACGGCCGGCAGCAUUUUCGCUUCGAGCGCGCCUCCGGCCGCCUCGUCGUGGCGGGGAGGCUGGACCGGGAGGAGCUGUGCGGCCAGGCCGCCACCUGCAUGCUCCCCUUCGAGCUGCUGCUCUCCAACCCCCUGCAGUUCUUUCGGGUCGAGGUGACUCUGGACGAUAUCAAUGACCAUUCACCCGUCUUUCCCGAGGAACGAGUCACUUUUAAGAUUCCAGAGACGAGCGAGCCAGGCUCUCGUUUCCCCCUGGAGGUGGCUCGGGACCACGAUAUUGGCAGCAACACAGCCCAGGAGUACAGGAUCUCUCCGAAGAGUAAGCUUUUCAGUGUCUCUUAUGGAAGUCGGAGUAAUGGUGACAAAUAUCUUGACCUUGUUUUGGAUAGGCCACUAGACAGAGAGGAAGAGGCAGAGAUGGGUUUCAGUGUUAUUGCCGUGGAUGGGGGCUCUCCUCCCAGAAGUGGGACCAUCGAGAUCUCUAUUAUCAUUCUAGAUGCAAAUGACAAUGCUCCCAUCUUCACACAAGAUCGUUAUAUUGGGAGGAUUAUGGAAAACAUGCCAGAAGGCUCUGUGGUUCUGACUGUGCUGGCAACUGAUCAGGAUGCAGGAGUUAAUGGAGACAUCUCCUAUCAGCUCAGCCUGGAAGUGGGACAGAGUGACUCAGCAUUUGUGAUUGAUCCCAUAACUGGUGAAAUUAAACUCAGAAAACCAUUAGACUUUGAGGCAGCAGAACGUCAUGAGAUGAGUGUGAGGGCUACAGACGGAGGGGGUCUCUCAGCCAUCUGCAAAGUGUUGGUGGAGGUGGUGGAUGUGAACGACAAUGUCCCAGAGCUGGUGGUCAGUUCCUUCAGCAGUCCCAUCCCCGAGAACACAGUGCCUGGCACGGUGGUUGCCCUGUUCUCGGUGAGGGACCGGGAUUCUGGUGCCAACGGGAAGAUCUCCUGUGCCCUCGAGGAUCAGCUCUCCUUCUCCCUGCGGCCAGCCUAUAAGAAUUACUAUGAGCUGGUGACAGUGAGCGCGCUGGACCGCGAGGAGAUGCCUCAGUACAUCCUGAGUGUCACGGCAGCAGAUGCGGGGUCGCCUCCUCUCACAAGCACCCAGACCUUCACCGUGGACAUCUCCGAUGUCAAUGACAAUGCCCCCGUCUUCAACCAGACCUCCUACACCAUGUACGUGCGUGAGAACAACGUCCCCACGGUGUUUGUUGGGGCCAUCAGUGCUGGGGAUGCUGACGUGGGGCUCAAUGCCAAGGUGACCUAUUCCCUGGCACCAGAGCAAGGGGCAGAGCGGCCCUCGUGCUCCUGCAUCUCGGUGAACUCUGAGAACGGACACGUGUUUGUGCUGCGGCCCCUGGACUACGAGCACUUGAGGCAGACGGAGGUGACGGUCAGUGCCUGUGACGCGGGCUCUCCUCCCCUCAGAGCCAACGUCACCGUCCGCCUGGUCGUGCUGGACGAGAAUGACAACGCUCCGCUCGUGCUCUACCCGGCCCAGGACGGCAGCCCAGCGUCCAGCGAGCUGGUGCCCGUGUGGGCUGAGGCGGGCUACCUCAUCGGCAAAGUGGUGGCCGUCGAUGCCGACUCGGGACAGAACUCCUGGCUCUCCUACCACCUGCUGAGGGCCACCGACCCAGGGCUGUUUUCGGUGGCUGUCCAAAGCGGGGAGGUGCGUCUGAGGAGGCCGGUGACAGAGAGAGACAGCGUGAAGCAGAAGCUGGUUGUCCUGGUCAGAGACAACGGCAAGCCCCCACUGUCAGCCACGGCAGCCCUGAGCGCUCUCCUGCUCAAGGACUUCUCAGACGUGCGCCUCCCGCACAGCAGCCCGGCCCCAGAGGAUCAGGACGGCUCCCUGACCACCUAUUUAAUCAUUUCCUUGGUCUUUGUCUCACUGCUCUUCCUCAUCUCCAGCGCAGUCUUUGUGGCUCGCAAGGCGUGCAGGAGAAAGGAGCUGGAGGCUGGCCAUGUGCUCUAUGGUGCCGACAACUUGCAGAGCGGCCUGGCCGAUGCAGCCGCUGCAGGGACCCUGCCCCGCGCCUAUUGCUACGAGAUCAGCCUCACAACGGGCUCGGGCAACAGCGAGUUCAAAUUCCUCAGGCCCAUCCUGCCCAGCCUGCCCCCACAGCACUGCGCCCUGGGCCAGGGCCCCGAUGAGGAACAGGAUUUCCCCUGUGUCCCUGUCAGCACAGAGGACAUGGCCCCAGACAAUGCUGGGACUCUCACUGCAGGACAGUUCAACGCACUUUCCUUUGACUAACAUGGGUUCUGCACAGCCAGAGGCUUCAUGGCCCAUGGGAGGAGAUGAUCCAUGUUGCAGCAUGUGGCCAUGGUUCUUCCACAGUGUAUUUGUGUUUGGGGUUGGUUCAACUAACUUUUUGGAAAUUCCAUUCAGAAUAUACACAGUCUGCCAUUCCAAAGAACAAUGACAGAAGUAAUAUGGCAAGGUUUCUUUCACUUAUUUAAUAAUUUGUUUCAGCUCUUUUACUGCCAUUUCUUACAGGCUUUAACUAUCGGGUUAGCACUCGCAGCUGUGUUCUUGUUUCUCUUCCUGUCUGAAUAGUCAUAGUAUGUUUUUAUUCUCAUCUUUAUACAAUGUCACUGGUUGCCAAGCAAAUCAUAUCCUCAAUGAAAUGCAAAAAGCCAUUUUUGCACUUCAUGAGGACAGGGAAAUUGCGAGUACUGGGAUGCAAUGGGUACUCGGCCCUUUCUUGCCUGGACUCUGGAUGUCUCUGUCUUCGAUGAGGGCUCUGUGAGCUUUGCUUUCUUGUCACUAUGACAGACAAGACAAGCUUUCUUGUUCUUUCAGACACUGAAUAUUUGCAGAUACUUCAGUAUUGUGGCCUGGUGGAGUUGCUCCCACCCAGCCAUUACAAGACAGGCAAUGCCAGCUCAGCAGGGAAGGAGUUAAUUUGGACCCUUUCACAACAGCAGUCCCGCCUUCCUUAUCUAGCUCACAGCAGGACAGCAAAAUGCACAUCAAAGUCUUCCUUGGUGCAGAAGAAGAGCUUGAAUGUUCUGUCACCUCAGGUAUGCCUUGGAAAUACAGGAUCACAAACAAUGAUAGGGUAGACUGUAAUUGAAUAGAGCUGUAGAAUCACGUUCAUUGCCAUUGAAUGCAUUUGAAGGAAAACUCCACAAUUACAGAAACUCAGUUACUGGAAGGUAGAUGCAAGAAGAAUUUUAUUUAAAAAGACAUUGAGAUUGGUCUUUUCAGUGUAGUUCUUGAAUGCAAAUACUUCUUGAUAGGACUAGAAAGCUGUGCCCGCAUGGUUUUCUGUGUUUUUGUUAGAGAAUUUGUAGUCCCAUGUUUGCCCUUUCUCCGCUGAAAUGUACUGAACACUGUACUGAGCCUCUAAAGAAGGACGGCCACCCCAUCAAGAAUAGCUGUUUGUGUGAAUGAUGUCUGUGAUGCAUGAAAUAUUCAGAAAGUCUCCCUCACGCUGUGGUGUGCUGAAAUUAGACAUUGUAAAUUGACAUAACUUUGAGAGUAGAAACUGAGAAGAUGUGUUAGCUUGAAAUAAAGAGAACACAGUGACUCCUUUUGUGGAGACAGAA
Messenger RNA from Taeniopygia guttata (zebra finch), 4421 nucleotides. RefSeq names its product protocadherin beta-15. The record is from RefSeq and is a predicted model, not a curated record. Gene Ontology annotation, molecular function: calcium ion binding. NCBI's taxonomy places the organism in Eukaryota, Metazoa, Chordata, Aves, Passeriformes, Estrildidae. Gene Ontology annotation, cellular component: plasma membrane. Gene Ontology annotation, biological process: homophilic cell-cell adhesion.